Loxodonta africana (African savanna elephant) is the source of this 1219-nucleotide messenger RNA. It is a transcript of the gene SDHAF1, whose product is annotated as succinate dehydrogenase complex assembly factor 1. The coding region runs from base 200 to 544 and encodes 114 amino acids. Gene Ontology annotation, cellular component: mitochondrion. Lineage: Eukaryota; Metazoa; Chordata; Mammalia; Proboscidea; Elephantidae. The transcript has a single exon. The record is from RefSeq and is a predicted model, not a curated record. Gene Ontology annotation, biological process: mitochondrial respiratory chain complex II assembly.
UGACCGCCCGCUUAGCCGGACCCCUGCGGCCGAGCCGACCUCGGGGCUGGGUGCCCCUGACGCCUGCGGCGCAGCGGGUCUCGCGGCUGGGUGCCCCUGACGCCUGCGGCCGAGCGGGCCUCGGGGCUGGGUGCCCCUGACCCCUGCGGCCAGGCCGACCUCGGGGCUGGGUGCCGUGGGCCGCUGCCCGCCCGCCGCCAUGAGCAGGCCCAGCCGGCUGCAGAGGCAGGUGCUGAGCCUGUACCGCGAGCUGCUGCGCGCCGGGCGCGGGAAGCCGGGCGCCGAGGCGAGGGUGCGGGCCGAGUUCCGCCGGCACGCCGGCCUGCCGCGCUCCGACGUGCUGCGCAUCGAGUACUUGUACCGCCGCGGACGGCGCCAGCUCCAGCUGCUGCGCUCGGGCCACGCCACGGCUAUGGGCGCCUUCGUACGCCUGCGGGAGCCUGGCGGUGUGGGAGGCCCGGGGGGCCUGCCCGACGACGGGGACGGCCCGCGGAGUCCACUCGAAGGCGCGAGGGUACCGAAGACACCGCCCGGUGGACGGUGACCGGCGGAAGAGCCCACUCGAUGGGGCCAGGGGGCGCGCCUGCCUGCGUGGGGAAGCUGGGGAGCCCUCCUGAUGGAAGGUUAGAGGUCUCCAGAGCCUGGCUCACCGGUUAGUGGAAUCAGAGAGCUCUUCCGGCGGCGUGAGGGGCUCAGAGAGUCCCGUGAUGGACACCAAGAGAUGCUUGCUGCGUGGUGACCUGUCGGACUCCCUGCAGGACGGUUUGGGGUGGGACGCCCGCUGGCUGGACCUCAUCAAGCUGAGAGCUCCUUACCCAAAGGCAUGGGGGGCAGGGAUGCCUCCCUGAUGGGCAAAGAGAGACCGAGAUACCUCUCUUGAUCCCUGAGAACAUAACCACCCCUUAGUUUCUCAAAAUGACUCACCUUUCCCAUACUUUGAGAAGAGCAGACUUUUUGCUGAAAAGGAGUUUGGGUAAAGAUACCCUGAUGGACGAUAAGAAGUCUGGAACCCCUCUUUAGAAAACCCCGCCCCCGUUAAUUGUGACAAACCAGGACUGGUCAGGAAGGAGUUAGGGAUCCCUCACCCCAGCUCACCAACUCAAGCCCCCUCAAGACCUCUAUUGAUGGUUCUGAGGGGUAUCUCCAACCCGUGCACACACACACACCCAGGGCUGUUGAACAAAGGGAAUAAAAUUAAGGAUGUGCUUACUGCCCUGUU